GAUUUGGUUAAGGUUGUAAGAAAGUGUACUUCAAAUGUCCGGUGGUAUCACGAUCAUACAUAUUUGAGGGUUGAGUUGAAGGAAAAUAAUUAUUAUAGUAUUGCACACGUUUAAGUAGCUAAUCAAAGUCUUUUUGUACUAAUUAUGAUGUUAGUGCGUGACUAACACGUGGGAGUAGUAACAGCCGAAUAACAUCGCCUUUCUUCAGUUCAUUCAACCAGUGAAUAUAGAAAAGAAAGUGCUGGAGGCUUUUUGGAGGAGUUUGUUUUACAGUUUCAGCUGUUUUUCAUUUUGUUGUUAGACGGCUUGGAAAAAAACUCGGGCCUUGGAUAUUAGAUAAUGCAUUUGAAUAGGCAUUUUUCAUAGUGUGUGAUUUGUCUUUUUACAUCUGGAUUAGUACGGUUAAAGAGAAAAGAAAACGGGGUACUGUCUGUUGCCCCAAAGGAAAGUGAAAAUAUGACAAUGUAUUCGUCUAGUAAAAUAUUAUUCCUAAGGAACUGCAGAACUUUAUUGAUAAGUUUGAUUUUAUUAAAUGGAAUUUUAUUAUCAACUUCAGAAUCGGAAAAAGAUUUUGAAUUUUUAGAUGACGAAUUAUCAUUACAUAAAGUAGAAAAACGUUCUGUAACAGACGAUGAAGAUUUUUUAAAUGAUGAAUCAGGAUCAACACCAGAGGGCAGUGGUGACACUGACGAAAAAGUCAGUUAUAGAGUGGUAUACAGAGUAGACGUGAACUUCACAGAUAUUUUAUAUACACAGGAAUUAUCUAAUAGAGACAGUAAUGAAUUUAAAACUUUAGCAGAAAAAAUUCAGAAUGUCUUAACACCUUUAUAUAUAAAUGUACCUGGUACCCAGGAAGUAGUUGUGAUUCAAUUUCAACCUGGAUCUCUUCUGACGACUUUUGAUUUAACGUCACGAGGUUACUAUGAUGAACCUGUUUUAAGACAAACCCUAGAAAAACCACUGAAUGAUGGACGAGUUGGACAGUAUAAAGCUAGCCCUGUGGGUUUUGCUUUCAGAUCAUUCUCAGGUCACAGUGAUUCAACUAGAACAUUAACCCUUCCAUCGACUGUUCUUUAUCUCAAUGAUGGAAGAACAUGUCCAGAUUUUGUUGGAAGGGACCCUUCAAGAUUACCUCGCUCCGGAGACAACCGUGCCAAUCUUCUUAUAAACAACAUCUUUCCAUGCCGUGGUUAUGUCGUUGCUUGGCAAUAUUAUCGUAUUGUUCCUCGUUACACUGGCUAUGUUGGUGUCUGGAGACAAAUCAACGAUUUACAGUUUCGACUUAUCGGUAAAACAGAACUUCCAAUUGCCAAUGAAGGAAACCAGACUGUCUUCGUUGAUCCACCAAUUGCUGUCGAGAAAGGAGAUUUCAUUGGUAUCUUUUAUCCAAAACUGGCAGAAGAAGGCGUGGUUGCCAGUGCCACACGAGCAGAAGAUACUGUUAACGACAGAGAAUUGUAUCAAAAUUAUUACGCAAGAAUCUACAAUGAAGACGCAAGCACUGGAAGCAUAAUAAAUUUAAAUGGCACUGAGUUUCAGGAUACAAAAGCUACUUUUGCCCUUAAAGCUAUAAUGGAUUACACUGGUAUAGAUGGAUCUGUUACCCCAUCAAGAUGUGCAGACAACCAGUUCCGUUGUGAUGAUGGUGAUUGUGUAGAUGGAAGGUUUAAAUGUGACGGACAAAUUGAUUGUAAUGAUGAGUCAGAUGAACUUAACUGUCCGGCUGUCAUAUGUAAUACUGAUGAGUUUCGUUGUAAUAACAAGCAGCAGUGUGUACCCAAAGUCUUCGUUUGUAAUAGACAGUUUGACUGUGCCGAUGACAGCGAUGAAGACAAUUGUCCUGAGGGAUGCCGUUUGGGCCAGUUUGAAUGCCGUAAUGGACAAUGUAUUGAAUCCUUACUGAGAUGUAAUGACCAGUUUGAUUGUGAUGAUCUGUCUGAUGAAGAAGAAUGUAAUGUUGCUCCACCCUGUCCAGAAGGACUUUAUCGUUGUGAUGAUGGACAAUGUGUUUCACCAGACGCCAGAUGUAAUGGAAUAGUCCAAUGUAGGGAUCGCUCAGAUGAAGCCAAUUGUGCCUGCAGACCAGAUGAGUUUCGAUGUAGAAGUGGACAGUGUAUACCAAACUCUAGAAAAUGUGAUAGUACCCCUGACUGUCAGGAUCGUUCAGACGAAGAAGAUUGUCCUGUAAAACCAGCAUGUCCAGAGGGCAUGUUUACCUGUGCUGAUAAUCAGUGUAUACCACAAGCAAGGAGGUGUGACAAUAGACAAGACUGUCGUGAUAAUACUGAUGAAUCCGUAGCAACAUGUGGUGUAAUUGUGACCUCACUGAAAAUAACGAACAAAGAGCUAGUUCUGAAUGAGGGAGAAACUGCUGUGUUUGAUUGUGUUGUCGAAGCUAAUACCGCUGUCAAAAUCCAUUGGACCAGAGGUUCUCAGUUUCAGGAUAAUAUGGAUAUACCAUCUAAAGCUGUGAUUGAUAGAGGAAGACUGACCAUUCCAAAUCUGGUACUCGCUGAUGCUGACACCUACAUCUGUUCUGUACCUACAGCACCAAGAGCCACUCCAGACAGGGCCAGUCUAUUGGUUAUCCCAGCAUGUGAACCGAACCAAUUCCGUUGCCGAGAUGGAACAUGUAUUACAGACACGUACAGAUGUGAUGGUUAUGCUGACUGUAAUGAUCGUUCUGAUGAGGAAAACUGCCCAGGAGGUCCAUGUCGUACAGGUCAGUACGUCUGUGACGACGGGUCAUGUGCCAGGCAAGGAAGUGGCUGUAAUGACCGUACAGAGUGCAGAGAUGGGUCAGACGAAUUUCCUAAAUAUUGUGGUUGUCCAAGUCUAAGACAGUUCCAAUGUAGAGAUGGUACCAAGUGUAUUGAUGCCAUGCAGGAGUGUGAUGGAAUUACUGACUGUACUGAUCGAUCAGAUGAACAUAGCAGAUGUGUAUCCACAUGUCGCCCUGAUGAAUUCCGUUGCAGUGAUGGUACAUGUAUCAACCUUGUUAAAGAGUGUGAUGGUGUCAGAGACUGUGUGGACAAUUCUGACGAAAAUAAUUGUCCCACGUUGAAUUGUCGUGCCGAUCAGUUUACUUGUACACAACAAUUCCAGUGUAUACCAGCGGCUAGAAAAUGUGAUGGUUUCGCUGACUGUUCUGAUAGAACUGACGAGGAAGGCUGUGCUUGUAAACCCAACGAGUUCCGCUGCAGUAAUGGUCAGUGUAUUGAUAACAGGCGGCAGUGUGAUCGUAACAGGGAUUGUUUGGACAACUCUGAUGAGGAGGGAUGUGGAUGUCAACCAAAUGAAUUUACAUGUAGAAGUGGAGACUGUAUCCCUGCUGACCGUAGAUGUGAUAGGAGAUCAGAUUGUCGUGAUGGCUCAGAUGAACUGAAUUGUCCAUCUGCAAUAUGUGAACCCAAUGAAUUCAGGUGUAGAAAUGACCGUUGUGCAAUGAAGAUCUGGCGUUGUGAUGGAGAUGAUGAUUGUGGAGAUAAUUCAGAUGAAGAAGAUUGCCCAACAAGAAAACCUGGUGAUCCAUGCGAUACAAUUGAGUUCCAAUGUAUGUCAGGUGAUCAGUGUGUUCCAGGGUCGUACCAAUGUGACGGAGAAAUCGAUUGUCAAGAUCGAUCAGACGAAAUUGGCUGUUCUCCUCCCGUCAUCAAUUUACCACCAGUAUCGAAGAUAGAUGUAGAAUUAGGUGGGAGUUUUACCAUUAUUUGUGAAGCUGUUGGUACACCCACACCACUGAUUGUCUGGAGAUUGAACUGGGGAAAUAUCCCUACUGGGCCCCGUGUGUUCACAAGCAGCAAGAGUGGACGAGGAAAUCUCACAAUUACAGACGCUCGUGUGGAAGAUUCUGGUGCAUACACAUGUGAAGCGAUUAACACACGAGGUUCUAUCUUUGCUACACCUGAUGCUAUUAUUAUCGUCAGGAGAUAUCCAGCAGGACUUUGCCAACAGCCAUAUUUCAACGUUGAAGCUUCUGUCACUGGUGACUGUGUUCGUUGUUUCUGUUUUGGACACUCUGACGAAUGUUACAGCAGCAAUUUACAAAUUUCACAGAUAAAUCUAGUUGGUGAGAUGAAAUUGUUAGACACAAAUUCAUCAAGGGCAGUUGAGACAGCCUAUGUCCAGCAGCUACCAUCAUUGAGGGGUGCACAGGUGCCAAGAUUUGACCGACUGUCACCCAAUAUGUAUUAUUACUGGAGCCUGCCCAGCGAGUUUCUGAGUGAAAGGUUAACCAGUUAUGGUGGCAAGCUACAAUACAAGGUGUACUAUGAAAUAGCUGGUGGAUCCCAGUAUCCAACUCAACAAUCAGAUGUUAUGAUUACGGGAAAUGGUAUUACCUUGUACCACAGAACUUCUACACAAUUUCGACCAAGAGGAGAGAACACUGUAUCAGUUGCAUUUUUGCCGAAUGAGUGGACUAGGGAGGAUCAGCCUAAAAGAGGAGAUACCCCUGUAAGGGAAUAUGCCUCAAGGGAGGACUUGAUGAUGGUUCUAGAAAAUGUUGAGUCCAUUAAAAUCCGCUCUCAGUAUGAUGCCAGACAGACUUUAACAAGGGUUAAUGAUGUAAUAUUGACCACAGGAGUACAGCAGGAUACAGGAUUAGGUAGAGCUGUGUAUGUAGAAGACUGUGUUUGUCCUGCCGGACAUACUGGCUUGUCUUGUCAGGAUUGUGCCGUUGGUUACCAUCAAGUUAGAAAUGGACGAUACCUUGGAAACUGUGUACGGUGUCGCUGUAAUGGUCACUCAAGUGAUUGUGACCCUGUGACUGGUCAGUGUAGGUCCUGUCAACAUAACACUGAAGGAACCAACUGUGAAAACUGUGCACGAGGUUACUAUGGAGAUGCCACUCAGGGUACUUCAAAUGAUUGUAACUCAUGUCCUUGUCCACUCACAGAUUCAACCAAUCAAUUUAGCCCGACCUGUGAGAUUGAUCGUAGAGAUGGACAGGUGACAUGUACAGCCUGUGCUCAAGGUUACGAAGGAAGACGAUGUGAGAGAUGUGCCAGGGGUUACGUGGGAAAUCCACAAAUUGUUGGAGAUUAUUGUCGCAUCAGUGAUGAGAGGUGUGACUCCAGAGGAAGUUUAAGUCAGCUACCAGAUUCUGUUACCAGACAAUGUACAUGCAAGACAAAUGUGUAUGGAAGGAAUUGCGACCAAUGUAAACAAAAUACAUUUUAUCUGAGUGUAAACAAUCCAUAUGGCUGUGUCUCCUGUUUCUGUAUGGGUGUGACUCAACAGUGUACCAGUACCUUUUGGCAUAGAGCUCAGAUUGGAGCAUCUUUCACCAGAGACAGACAAGGAUUUUCAUUGGUUGAUAUUGCUCAGCGACAAGAACCAACCACAGAUGGUUUUACAGUGAACAGCAAUGUCAGAGAGUUGAUCUAUAGAAGAUUUAACACACUACCACAGAGAGUAUAUUAUUGGUCACUUCCUCAGAGGUUCUUGGGUGAUAAGGUGACAUCUUAUGGUGGAAAUCUUAACUUUGUAAUCAGCUAUAGACCUGGACUGGAUACCAGCCCACAGGACACUGCUGCUCCACUGGUGGAAAUAAGUGGAAACGAUAUAACAUUAGUUUACAAGGACAAAACUGCCCCAUCAUCAAAUACACCUGCAGUAUACAAAGUGCCAUUAUAUGAGCAAUUUUGGACAAGACCCGAUGGAGAACCUGCCACCAGAGAAUUCUUGUUGAUGGCUUUAGCUGAUGUUAGUGCCUUACUGAUCAGAGCUACCUUUACAAGAGACACAGAAUCUGCAAGUAUCCGUGAUGUAAUUAUGGACAUAGCAGAAGACAGAGAUACCAGAUUAGACAGGGCUUAUGCUGUAGAACAAUGUGCUUGUCCAACUGGUUACAAAGGAUUGUCCUGUGAGGAUUGUGAUAGUGGGUAUACUAGGACAGGAGGUGGUCUGUACCUUGGGUUAUGUGAACCAUGUCAGUGUAACAGACAUUCCAGUGAGUGUGACCCAGAGACAGGAACAUGCAAGAACUGUCAACAUAAUACAGAAGGUGAUACGUGUGAGAGAUGUGCCCCUGGUUUCUAUGGCGAUGCUAGAGGAGGAUCUCCAACUUCCUGUCAACCAUGUCCAUGUCCUCUUACAGAAUCUCCAAAUCAAUUCAGUCCAGUUUGUGAGUUAUCCAGUGAUGGCCAGGUGACAUGUACGGCUUGUCCUGCAGGUCACACAGGCAGGAGAUGUGAAAGCUGUAUACAAGGCUAUACUGGUAACCCACUCAGACCUGGAGAUUACUGUAAAAUUGGACCAGUUGGACCAGAUUGUAAUUGUGACAGCAGGGGAACAGUUCCUAACACACAGUGUGAUCCUAACAAUCUACAAUGCACGUGUAAAUCCUAUGUAAGAGGUCUGCGUUGUAGUACAUGUAAAGAUGGCUAUUUUUAUUUGGAUCAAAGUAACCAACAGGGAUGUCUGGCAUGUUGGUGUAAUGGCCUGACCAACCAGUGCUCUAGUUCAUCUUACUAUAGAGAUGAGCUAAGACCACAGUUAGGAUCAGAUGGAAGCCAUAACUUUGCCCUUACAAACAGAAGAUUAAGUAACACAAUCACUGAUGGUUUUGAACUAGAUGUCACAAGACGGGAAGUCAAAUUCGCCAGAUUAGAUAGUGUCCAGAAGGAACGAGAAAGUCUUUACUUCAGCCUGCCUCCCAAGUUUAGAGGAAACAAGGUGGAAUCUUAUGGUGGUUAUCUACGAUUUACAUUGGAGACCCAUGUGGCUCAGGAUGCAGGAAGCACCUUUAGGGAUGUUGAUAUAGAAAUAAUUACAAGUGGACAGAGAGAGCGAAUGUACCAUCUAUUUAAUCCUGCAGUCAAGAUGUAUGAAGCUAACUUAUAUGAGAUUUUACUUAGAGAGUCAACUUUCCAAUUGAGCGAUGGAUCAACACCAACCAGAGAAGCAUUCCUUAGGAUAUUGUCUGACAUUGAGGCCAUUCUCAUCAGAGCUACAUACCACAGCAUCACCUCAUACACAUCAUUACGUGACCUUCGUAUGGAUACAGCUGUACCUGAAGUUACCAACCUUGGUCGCGCUCCAAUGGUUGAGAGCUGUCGAUGCCCAGAAGGAUACAGAGGACUCUCAUGUGAAGAGUGUGCUGUUGGUUAUCUAAAGGAUACCAAUAAUCGUUGUAUCAGAUGUAGCUGUAAUGGGCAUGCUUCAGCAUGUGAUCCAGCAACUGGAGUCUGCUUGAACUGUCAAGACAAUACUGAAGGUGAGAGAUGUGAAAGAUGUGCUACUGGUUACUAUGGUGAUUCCACAACUGGUACCCCUAAUGAUUGUAGACCUUGUCCUUGUCCACUCACUGUACCCUCUAACCAAUUUUCCCGAAGUUGUUACCUUGAAUCAGAUGGUCUAGUCACAUGUGAUAGAUGUCCACCAGGAUAUAUUGGUAGAAAGUGUGAAAGGUGUGAUACAGACAGAGGCUACACUGGUAACCCUACAGAAGUAGGAGGAAGAUGCCAGAGAGAUGAGGUCCUAAAACCUGUUGUAACGGUCAACCCAACAGAGCUAGAGGACACAGUCGGUCAGACUAUAGUCUUCCAAUGUAAUGUGCAAGGUCCAGGGCCUUUCAAUGUAAUCUGGAGUAGAAUAGACGGCCAAGGUCUACCAAAUAGAGCCCAAGUUGGUCCAAGAUACUCACUUACAAUCAGAGAUGUACAAGAGACAGAUGCAGGCAGAUAUGUUUGUACGGCAACUAAUGUUCACGGCAGCAACAGGCAGUAUGUCAACUUAAUUGUGUUAGGUAAACAACAGCCUAUUAGGGUGUACAUUGAACCACCAAAGGAAAGAUCGGUUGAUCAGGGACAAUCGGUUAGAUUUGUCUGUGUUGCUCAAGGAGAAAUGCAGGGUCGACGUCUGCAGAGCAACUACAUCCUGUCUUGGUCAAAAGUGGGUGGUUUGAUGCCGAACAAAGCUAUUGAUCAGAAUGGUGUGCUGGUCAUUCCAAAUGUCCGACCAGAAGAUGGUGGUACUUACGAGUGUACGGGUUCUGACAUGUUCAAUAUGGAUACAGAUAGGGCUACUCUUGUUGUCAGCGCACAACAAGUACAGCCUACUGUUAGAAUUGAGCCAACAUUCCAAACUGUGAAUGAAUUUGAGACAGCAGAAUUCAGAUGUGUAACAACUGGUCGACCAGCACCAACGGUAGAAUGGCGAAGAGGAACUGGUACUAUGAACCCCAGUGCUGUAAUAUCUGGUGGUGUGUUGAGGAUACCAGCUGCUCUAAGAAGUGACGAGGCCCAGUACUUCUGCAAGGCAUCAAAUGUAGCAGGAACCACAGAAGUUAGAACCAUUCUUUAUGUUAAAUCUAAUCCACGACCACCAACUGAUAUAACAAUCAUUGUAAGACAAGUAGCCAUUAUAGCAACAAUAGGAAGUACUGAACAACUUAUAUGUUAUAUUGACGAUAAUUCCAUCAGACCUACGUUGAUCUGGUCAAGGAAUGGAGGUCUUCCUUCAGGCUCUGCACAAGAGAAUGGUGUUUUGACCUUGAACAACAUUCAGCCAUCUUUUGCUGGUUCCUAUGUGUGUACAGGUAUAACACCAAAUGGAGACAGGGGAACAGGCACAACUACUCUGACUGUACGACCUGAAAUAGAAACCACAGUACCAACUGCUACAGUGACACCAGAUAGAACAACUAUUGCCCAGGGAACUACUGGUACCAUUAGAUGUAGUGUAACUGGUACCCCACAACCUAAAAUCACAUGGUCUAAAUCUAGAGGAGAACUGACAGCCAGACAUCAGGUCGUAGGAGAAAUGUUGAGAAUCACUAAUGCCCAAGUAGAGGACCGUGGGGUAUACAUCUGUCGUGCUGAGAAUACUGCAGGAUUAGGACAAGGCUGGGCCAUUGUAGAAGUUGAAAGAAGAGCUAAGCCUAUGUUGGACAUCUAUCCAGCGAUAUCUCAGACGAUAAAGACUGGAGAAAGUGCAUUGUUCCAGUGUCGUGUAAUGGGUGGAGACCCUCCUCCAACUGUCACAUGGUCAAGAGCUGGAGGAGAGCCAAUGUUGUCUACCAUAGAUACGAUGGAGAAUGGAGUCAUCAUGUUUAAGGGUGUGACAGGGGAGGAAGCAGGCGGCUACAUUUGUACGGCCACAAAUGAAAUGGGAUCUGUGACAGCUACAGCCACACUUAUCAUUCAGGGUCCACCUAGAAUUGUUAUCUCGCCUAGUAAGAAAGUGUUUGCUGUAAUCGGCCAGAGAGUAUCUUUAGAAUGUACUGGUGAAGGUGAUCCUAUUCCAACAGUACAGUGGAAAUAUGAAAGGGCACCAGACAGAGGUGAUGUACCAACACCAGUAGAGGGCGCCCUCAGUCAAGGAUCAGCAACACUUACUCUCAAUGCUGUUUCUAGGAGUGAUUCCGGAAAUUACUAUUGUACGGCUAAUAAUGUAGCAGGGUCUGUCACUGAAACUGUUCAACUUGAAGUUCAGGAAAGUGGUCAGCCAUCAAGAGAGACUGGUGUGACAAUCAGAGGACCAGGACAGCGUACAGUUAGAGAAGGAGAAACUGUAACGAUUGAAUGUGAUACUUCAGGAAUACGAAAUGCUGUGGUCCGUUGGAGGAAACGUGAUGGAUUGAUGCCACCCAACCAUUCAGUUCGAGGAGGAACAUUAACCAUACCUAAUUUCCGAUCAGUAUACAGUGGGGAAUACAUCUGUUCUGCAUCAUCUCCUGUUAAAAAUUAUGAGACAUCAGUUUUUAUCAUUGUUACAGUUACACCAAGUCUGACCAUCUCUCCAGCCAGAGUGGAAGCUAGGGCAGGAGGUACUGUUCAGCUAAGAUGUCGGCCACAGGGAUCAGGACCAUGGAACAUUGAAUGGUUGAAGGUCGAUGGUGUCCUUAAUCCUUCAGCUACACAGACUAGAGAUGGUCUUCUAGAAAUAAGACAAGUGACUGCAGCAGACACAGGCAGAUACCGUUGCUUAGCAACAGGAAGCAGUGGAUCUUCUGAUGGUUUUGCUAUAGUAUCUGUAACAGUGCCGCCAACAAUUACCCUUUCACAACGUGAUGCCAGGCCAUAUUUGGGUCAGUUGAUGGAAUUGAGAUGUCAGGCUUCAGGAAACCCACCACCUAGUAUAACAUGGGAGAAAGAAAAUGGAGUCCUUCCAAGGGAUCAUACUGUCAAUAAUGGUGUUCUGCAAAUUUUCAAUGUGAGACAAGAAGACAGUGGCCGAUACAUUUGUCAAGCUGCCAGUCCGGCAGGAGUCGACAGAGAAUAUGUUACCCUUACUGUACAAGGACGUAACACUGGGGGUAAUAAUGAUAAUGAUCCAAUCCGGAUAGAUACACAGACUGUUAACAUUGGUGAAAGAGUAGAAAUGGAAUGUGUUGUCACAGGAACACCCAUACCCACAGUAACAUGGUCAAGAAUAGGAGAACCACUGCCGGAGACUUCUACCGUGAACGAUGUGUUCCUGGUUAUUCCAAAUGUCAGAAUAGAGGAUGCUGGGACUUAUGUUUGUACAGCUCAAAAUCUGAGAGGAACAAUACAACAAAGAGUCAAUUUGUUUGUCAAAGCCCGUCCUAUAAUAUCAGGAAGUCAGGCUGACUCCAUGACAGCAGCUCUGGGAUCUAAGGCAUCCAUGUCAUGUGAGGCUGUAGGAUAUCCACAACCUGAUAUCACAUGGUACAGAAAAGAUGGACAAAUGCCAAGCGAAUAUACAGUGGAGAAGGAUGGUCGUCUGACAAUACCCAAGGUAAACCCUGAUGACGCUGGCAUGUAUGUCUGUAGUGCUGGUAAUGAGCUCGGAAAGAUUGAACAACCAAUGGAACUUGUUGUUGGAGAUCUGGUACCCUACUUCCCACAGAACCCAGUUUCCUAUAUAACUUAUCCACCAAUGAAUGAUGUUUAUCUGGACUUUGAUAUCCUGCUUAGACUUAAACCAGAGGCAACUGAUGGUUUAGUUUUGUAUAAUGGUAACGAGGACUUCCAGAGAGGAGGUGGAGAUUACGUCUGCUUUGGGUUGAGAGAAGGUUACCCAGAAUUCACCUUUGAUGUAGGAUCUGGACCAGCCAUCAUUCAGGGUAACGAGACCUUGGACCUGAACCAAUGGCACACAGUCAGACUAGAGAGAAACAGGAAAGCUGGUACUUUAACUGUCAAUGAGAAACAGAAAUACAUUGGAGAAACUCCUGGCCGAUUCCAGGGCCUGGACCUCACACAAGACAUGUACUUAGGUGGUGUUCCAGAUUAUAGUAAGAUACCUCAGCCAGCCAGAUAUACCACAGGAUUUGUAGGUGCCAUUAGCCAGGUUGAAAGAAAUGGUGAUAACUUGAACUUGGGAGCUGAUGCUGUUACUCUAGAGGGUAUAGAGAUGUAUGAUGCCUGUCAGAACAGACCAUGUAUGAAUGGAGCUAGAUGUACUCCUGCUAAUUCAGGAGAUGGAUUCAGAUGUGUCUGUCCUCAAGGAUUUACAGGGGAGAGAUGUGACCAACAGGGACAGAGAUGUUAUCCAGGUGCCUGUGGACCAGCUGGACGUUGCCGUGACCUUCCUAAUGGGUUCACUUGUAUUUGUCCAAUGGAAAGUUCUGGACCUGGUUGUCUGACAGUUGGAAGAAUCAACAUUCCAAGAUUCAACAAGACUUCAUUUGCUGCCUACGCUGCAGUACAAGGAGCUAAGUUUGAAAUGAAGAUAGAAUUAGAAUUUAAACCACACAGUCUGGAUAAUGGAAUUGUUUUAUAUAGUGCUCAAAGUAAUGAUGGAAUUGGAGAUUAUGUCUCUUUGGCUCUAAGGAAUGGAUAUUUGGAGUUCAGAUACAAUACUGGCUCAGGCCCAGCAGUUCUCAGCAGUAGACGCAGGCUAACAGUCAAUGAAUGGGUCAAGGUUGUUGCUUCUAAACAAGGACAGGAAGGAACACUUGUUGUUAAUGAUGAAGAGCCUGUCAAAGUUUGGCCAUGGAGUUACUACAACAAUAGAUAUAGAAAUUACUACAACUACCAUCUGUUGAGACGUUAUCGUUACAGAAGAGCCGCAUCACCUGGAACUACAAUUGGUUUGGAUCUAAGAACCAUGUUAUAUAUUGGAGGAACUGACUCUGAUAAUAAAUUACCACAAAAUCUGGGAAUCACUGAUGGCCUGGUCGGCUGUGUGGCUGAGGUAACUAUUAAUUCCAAACAAGUAGAUUUGAUUGGUUCAGCUGUGGAGACAUACAAUGUACAAGAUUGUGGGGAGAGAAACAUCUGUAAUCGUCGGCCAUGUUUCAAUGGUGGAACUUGUGAAAGACUUUCAUCUUUGGAGUACAGAUGUGUUUGUCCUACAAAAUUCACUGGAAAGAAUUGUGAGACCCAGAUAAAUGUAUGCAUCACCAAGCAGCCAUGUCAAAACAACGCCCCAUGUAGUAUAACUGCUGAUGGAUACAGAUGUGAUUGUCCACUCGGUUAUAUUGGGGUUCAUUGUGAAGGCACAACCCCACUUGGAGAAAAGAUCACUGUUACAGGCGAUGGAUUUUUGGAGUUCGACAAGUCUUUCUUGACCCAGACAGAGAACAAACAGAUUGUCAAAGUGACCAUCAGGACCACAGAACCUAAUGGUCUAAUAUUUUACCAGGGCCAGGCUUCUCCUGCAGGAGGCAUUAGUCGGUCAAAGGACUAUGUAUCAGUUGGUCUUAAAGAUGGAUUUAUAGAAUAUAGUUAUGACCUUGGAAGUGGACCAGCAGUAAUAAGGUCAUUACAGAAAGUAAAUGAUGGCUACGGCCAUACCAUUGAAGUUACAAGAUUGGGACGUCAGGGUACACUAAAGAUUGAUGACAAACAAGAAACUGUAGUUGAGGGUACAUCACAAGGAAUACUUCAGAUGCUUAAUGCAGGCAGCAAUCUUUAUAUAGGAGGAGUACCUUCAGUGGAAACUAUGACAUCCAAUAGAUAUAAAGAAACCUUUAGCGGUUGUAUUUAUGAUAUUUAUUUCAUGGACAAAGGGCCAUUACGUGCCCCAGAAGAUGCUGUUAGAGGAUUCAAUGUGCGCCCAUGUAAAAGCUAAAUUUGUUAAAUGACAAGAUUUUUUUUAUAAGAGUGUAAAAAUCUGUUAAUAUUUGUUAAUGUGCAUGUGUGAUCUUGUUAAUGUGAACAAAUUGUCUGCCAUAUUUUGGAAUACUUAGAUGGCGUGUUUUGAUUGGAUGGUUGAUCAAAUGAAAUGAUUUCAAAGAUAUUUUUAGAUGUACGAAAUAAAUUCCUUAUGAAAAAAAUUGCUUUAAUUUUUCAUAGCUUUGAAGUUUUCAUAAAAUAAAUUUAUAUCCAGGGAUGGAAGUUAAAAGAUAAUAAAAGCUCAUUGAAUUGUUAUUUGUGCCAAUAAUUUUCAAAAGCAUGGCAAAUUAGUAAAUUUUAUGGAUGAAGUGAACCAGCUUUUAAAAUAACACAUUUUGUGUACAAUGAUUGAUAUUAUAUGAUUAUAACAGUGAAUAGUUUUCAGAAUGCAUGCAAGUUACGUACAGGAAUGAAGUUAGCCAUCUUGUUCACGCCACUAAGUUUUAUUUAAUUUCUAAUAUGGUAGUGAUGCAGAUCUGUUAAUGUAUUGAAUGUGUGUUUCAUUUGUUUUGUUAAAUAUGCAAAAAUCAUUUUGUAAAAUGUUUUUUUUUUUAAAUAUUUGAAUGUCAAAGUGUUUGAAUUUUGACAUCUUUAUUGUAAUAAUGCUGUAAUUAAUAUUGUCAAAAAUAGGUGCUAAUAUACCUUAUUGUACAAUGUAGAUAGUAUCCCCUUUAUUAUUAACGCCAUUCUAUCUGUUUCUGUUUUUAAAAAUAAUAUUUUUAUGUAUAUUUCCUGUAGUGUGUUACCAUAGAUCCUGUUUAUAUUGUUGAACUUUCUAUUUUAAAUGGUAACAGGAGUUAACUUUGCAGGCACUUAACAGUACUUGAUUGACUGCAAGCAAAAAUGUCAGUUCUGAAUUUGAAAAAAAAAAAUAAUAUGAAAAGUAACUUCAAGAAGUUUCAGACUUCAAAGAGGACCUUAAGAUCUAUUUACUAAUGAUAAUAUUGGUAGGCAUUUCAAUAAAAAAAAUCAAAAAACUAAUUUUAUUAUAAAAUAUUGUAUUUCAACAUGUUUAAGGUGAUGAAUUCUAUUGCAAAUCCGAGACAUUGUCUUAUUUGUAAUCCUUAUCUUUAAAUGUUUGUGUAACCUUAAAGGUUGUCAUGGAUACUGAGAUUUGUGGAGGUUGUCAUGACCACAGGUUGAACAAAUCUACCACGCUUUUUAUUUUUAUUUCAUUGUGUAUUAUUGUGAUAUAUAUAGACUUAAUCCAAACAUUUAUAUUUCAUUUUAUAAGUUUAGGUGCUGUAUUUUUGUAUUUUUUGUCUUAUUUUAUUUUAAUAAAACCCAUUUUUAUAUCAUAUAGUGUAUUUUAGCUAUUUUGAAUGUUUUUGACAAUGUAUGUUGUCGUUUCUACAAAAAUGAGAGCAAGCCUUUCCAAUUAAAAGACAUGAUAAAUUAUGUUUUGUUACCUAAACAACUGCCAACUUUUUUCUAUGUCAAAUAAUUUUGUAAUUGUUUCUGUUAAAUUAUCGGUACAGUGUAAAAAUACUCAGUUUGAAAAAAUAAACAGUGAAGUUUAUUUUUGAAAUUGUAUGAUACUGGUUAACUAAUACAAGUAUAAAUUCUUUCAGUUUGAUAAUUCCUAAAACGAUAGUUUAAUCAUAAUGUGAAGGAAUGAAGAUUACCAGUGUAGUCCUAGUUUUUUUUUCAUUUUUACGUCUAAAAUAGUUUAAAAGUUUAUACUACAUCAUAGUGUUUAUUUUGCAAUAGAUACUUAUAUACCGUUGCAAGCUAGUGAAAGCUUAAGCCCUAGCAAACUGUUUAGAACUACUGCCAAAUUUCAAUAUUGGUUAUAAAGCUGAUAGAAAAAAAAUUGGAUGUGCAAUGAAUUUGUAGUAACAAAUACCUCAGCUUUGAUCAAAAUAUACCGGCCAGUGCUAAAAGUAUUACAUUUUAUUAUUAGCAUAUAUUAUAAUCUCAUUUUAUAAGAAAUCCAUACUUAUCUUUAUAUAGAAUGCAUAUGUUCAUGCACAUUUUGUAUUAAAGGUGCAAAAUUUUGUUUGCUUGCUAUACAGUUGAAGAACUCAGAUUCAGAAUAUUUAAGUCAAAUAAUAAAAUCAUUGUUUUUAGCUUUUGAUUUUAAUUUGUUACAGAUUAGGAUCUGAAUUCAGAGUUUUACUACAGUCCUAAAAAUACCAUUGAAAUUAUCCACUGAAGAUGUACUUUAAACUUUUAAGUAUUAAUUGUAAGAUUGAACAAGUUUGAUUGCUUACAAUUGAAUGCCAGAUGUCUGUUGCCGUAUUGAUCUACGUGAACUAAACUUUUCAUCUGUUAUCUAGUAGUUUCGUUUUUGCUAUCUUUGUGGUUAGACUUGACAAAAAUCUGUGGAAAACAUAAGAACAUGGUGGCAGUAAUGCAUUCAACCAAUUGAUUUACUAAAGUAAAAUAACCACUGACAGACACUGUGUUACAAUAUCACAGGAACAAAUAAAGUGUCCAAAGUCAUUGCUUUAGAUUUAUACAUGACAAAUUGUAAAUUCAUUAAGAAACAAAUGUUCAUUAAGCUUGCAAAUUGCAAGAGAAAAAACAGUGAAAAAUAAGAUUUACUGAAUUGCAAAUAAUAGAAUCUUGACCAAUCCUACGAUGUGAUUGAAUGGCAAAAAUUACAAAGCAUGUGCUUUAAUUAAAUACUUUACUUUCAACAGUACUUUUUAACAGUUUAGAAGUAAACUCAUUGUUAUCAUUAGAAAAUAAAAAAAUAGAAAAAUCUAGCAUGCAUCUAAUUCUCAUGAAAUAUUUUACAAUUUAUGAAGAGAAAUGUAUAAUCAAAUCAGUAAACGGAAAUUUGAAGGUGCAUCGAUAACAAAAUACUGAAUAAACACUAUUGAGCUUU
Molecule: messenger RNA, 15861 nt
Organism: Mytilus trossulus (common blue mussel)
Lineage: Eukaryota; Metazoa; Mollusca; Bivalvia; Mytilida; Mytilidae
Product: basement membrane-specific heparan sulfate proteoglycan core protein-like
Exons: 88
Coding region: 457-12984 (4175 amino acids)
Biological process (GO): tissue development; animal organ morphogenesis; morphogenesis of a polarized epithelium
Cellular component (GO): laminin-332 trimer; basement membrane
Molecular function (GO): integrin binding; calcium ion binding
Source: RefSeq, a predicted model, not a curated record